GUAUGGCUGAAUCAUGGAUGGAACAUUGUUACAGCUCAUAAAGAAGGAAACCAACAAGAGAGGAGCAGGUGAAUGAAAAUGAACAACCCUUCUGUGUUGAACAAAGAGCUGUUUAUCCCAUGUGGAGAGGUGCUGCUGGUGGUAGUGGAGGUGCAGAGGGCACGGAGCAGGUACAGGUCUCUGCUGAGAAACAAGAGGGGCUCCUCCUUCCUCUGUGUUUCAGUGACAAAGAGCAAACCUGAGCAGCUCCACAUCACAAAGGUAAAGAGGAGCGGAGACUCUGGCCUCACCAGAAGGUCCCAGUGGAAAGUGGAGGAACUGCGGCAGGUUAAUGGCAUAAACCCAUACAAGGACAGCCCCGAGUUUGAGCUGACUUUUGACAACACUGUGGACCACUGGGUGACCCGCUCUGCUGCUGACAAGUGCAUCUUUGUCCAAGUCCUGUAUGGGGCUUGUAAGGCUCACCUGAGAAGCCCCUCUGGAUGUGUGGUGAUUGUACCUGGGCCAGAUGAGGGCCAGAAGAAGGCUCCAGGCACUGAGAGCGUGGGCCCCUCUCCCGGCCCUAUGCCCACAAGUCUGCGCAUCAGACGCAAAAGCAUCGCUCCCCCAAGACAAACUCUCUUUAUCAACUGCCAACCCAAGCUGACCCGAGAUGCCCAUCGCAUGAACCUAGUCAUCUACCAGUGUAAAGCCCUUCUCAACCGAAUGAAGAAUAAAGUGGCUGCUAAACAAAAGCAGUACAGAGAUCAGGAGCGCUCAGGUCAGCCUGAUGAAGCAGGUCUGAUGAGGAGUCUGGUGCAGAGGGUCACUGUGGCUCUGGGGAGGAGGAAGAGCAAACUGAGAGCAGCUGAAGACCGGACUGAGGAGCUGAGACAGGCAGCUCAGCGCUUUGCCCAGAGUGCUCGCCAGGCGGCUGCAGGCUGGGUGAUGGAUGAGGCCGAGUGUGCCGCGCUCAUUCAUCACUCCUGA
Boleophthalmus pectinirostris (great blue-spotted mudskipper) is the source of this 969-nucleotide messenger RNA. RefSeq lists its product as uncharacterized. The transcript is spliced from 7 exons. The record is from RefSeq and is a predicted model, not a curated record. Bases 73 to 969 code for a protein of 298 amino acids. NCBI's taxonomy places the organism in Eukaryota, Metazoa, Chordata, Actinopteri, Gobiiformes, Gobiidae.